AGAGCGAGAGAGAGAGAGAGAGAGACAGAGGACUCCGCCUUUACCGUCCAACAUCCUGCUCCAGUCUGACGGAGGGACCACUACCCAGCAGAGUGAACCAGGGCCCCGCACAGCUCGACUCAGCCCCCGGCGUGAACAAGCGGACAUGGGUUCCACGUGAAUCCGGGCGGUGGAGGGGAGAGAAGGUGGAAAAGACGGGGGUUGGUCGGGGGUAUUGACGACCAGAGUGUGGCGGGACAAGCACCCGGCGAGUGGACGAACAAAAGCACAACCGAGGCUGCCCGCAACCAUGAGCCGCCCGCACUAUUCGCCGGAGCUGCGGCUGCCGCGGCCGCCGUGCCCGCGGAGCGCGUCGUGAGGUGUGGCUCGGAUAACGCUCCGGGGGGAACCUGUCAGCCGAAACGACCCGCCGAGGAGGAGCGGGAGGAGGCGGCGGGGCGGCGUCGGCGGCGUCGGCAGUGGUGGUGGAGAAGAUGUCCGCCUCCGUGGGGCCCCAGGGCGGCCCUCGCCCACCCACCGCGCCGCCAUCCAUGCCGGAUCUGCCGGACCUCAGCCACCUGACCGAGGAGGAGAGGAAGAUCAUCAUGGCAGUGAUGGCUCGGCAGAAGGAGGAAGAGGACAAAGAACAAGCCAUGCUAAAAACACUGCACCAGCAGUUUGAGAGCUACAAACAAGAGGUGCGUCGCAUCGGGGCGGACACACAGCGUCAGCCGACCCAGCAGAAGGACGAUGCGCCCACCUGCGGAAUCUGCCGCAAGACCAAGUUUGCUGACGGCUGCGGUCACCACUGCUCCUAUUGCCAGACCAAAUUCUGUGCUCGCUGUGGAGGGCGGGUCUCUCUGCGCUCCAACAAUGUGAUGUGGGUAUGCAACCUGUGCCGUAAGCAGCAGGAGAUUCUCACCAAAUCAGGAGAAUGGUUUUCGGGGUCAGGUGUGCGGCCCGGGAGCCUGGGCUCCUUGAACGACCCAACCACGGGAGGUGAGGCCCAACGGGACAGGAAGCUACUCCGCUCCAGGUCCCAAGCCCCGACCUCCAGCACAGGGCCAGACGGGACACAGCUGCCUGCUGGUAUCACUGCUGCCCAAGGUGCUGACACCAUGCCUGGCUCUCGCUCCCAAAGUGAACCACCCAGAGAAAAGAAAAGGCCAGUUUCCCUCCAUGAACAAAAUGGUAAGGGAGGCAUGGGGCGUGGUAGUGGCCGGAGACCUGCUGGGAAGUUGUCAUCUCAGUCAUCCUUGGAUGAGCGGGUGGUUUCCAGUGACAGAGGAGAGAGAAGACUGGGAGACGGACGGAGGCUGGAGAAGAUCCAUUCUCAGGACUACGAGGAUGGAGAGGGGAACUUGGGUCGUCAAGAAACACACCGGAGACGCCCAGAGGAGGAAGAGCUGAGGGAGCGGCAACGACGCGAGGAGGAGUUCCAGAAUCGGUAUCGCAGUGACCCCAAUCUGGCCCGAUACCCAGUGAAACCGCAGAAGGAGGAGCAGGAAAUGCGCAUGCAUGCUAAGGUGUCCAAAGUACGGCAUGAACGACGACACAGUGAUCUAGCAAUCAACGAAGUGGGAUUGGGACCUGGUGAAGGAGGAGGCAGCGCAUGUGAGGUGCUUGAAAACCGUCUGUCCAGGAGGGGUGGGGGUGGGGAAGGAGACCGCAAGGUCCUGGAGAACCACAGAGCCUACUCUGUGGAUAGGACCGUGGGGGUUGGAGGGGGGCCUCCACAUGCUGGAGGCGGAUUGAAAUCAGGGCCCCAACCUGGGGGACCGGUGCCUCCAGACUGGGGUCUGAAAAAGGGACGUCUAGAACAGGGUACAAUACGGACACCAAGGGAAAAAGGUGGGGAUAACCUGUUGAGGAAGGACUCCCAGAGCUCGGACCAGUCUGAAUCUUUGCGGCCACCCCCUCCACGUUCAUACAAGAGCAAACGUGGAGUGAACAAGCGGCAGAUGUCCAUCAGCAGCUCAGAGGAGGAGGGCGGCUCCACGCCUGAGUACACCAGCUGUGAGGACGUGGACAUGGAGAGCGUCAGUGAGAAAGGGGACUGGGAUUGUCAUCCAUUGGAUCCUGCAGUGUGGCAUCAUCCAGUUACAUGGCAGCCGUCGAAAGAGGGCGACCACCUGAUUGGACGCAUCACAUUAAGCAAGCGGUCCGCCAUGCCCCGUGAGGCUGGGUCCCUCCUCGGCCUUAAAGUGGUAGGAGGGAAGAUAACAGAGACGGGGAGACUUGGUGCCUUCAUUACCAAAGUCAAGAAAGGCAGUCUGGCAGAUGUCGUGGGACACCUACGAGCAGGUGACGAGGUGCUGCAGUGGAAUGGAAAGUCGUUGCCGGGGGCAACCAAGAAAGAAGUGUACAACAUCAUCCUUGAAUCAAAGGCCGAACCUCAAGUGGAAAUAGUUGUUUCAAGACCUAUAGGAGACAUCCCAAGAAUCCCAGAGUCGUCCCACCCUCCUCUAGAAUCUACGGGCUCUAGCUCCUUUGAGUCGCAAAAGAUGGACCGCCCCUCUAUAUCAGUGAUGUCCCCUACUAGUCCGGGGACCCUCCGAGACCUCCCUCUGGUGCUGCCUGGACAGCUCUCUGUGAAGCUGUGGUACGACAAAGUGGGCCAUCAGCUGAUCGUCAACGUCCUUCAAGCCAUAGACCUGCCGACCCGAACAGACGGACGACCUCGGAACCCCUAUGUCAAAAUGUACUUCCUGCCUGACAGAAGUGACAAGAGUAAACGGCGAACUAAAACAGUGAAGAAGAACGCUGAGCCCAAGUGGAACCAGACCUUCUUAUAUUCCCACGUUCACCGGCGGGACUUCAGAGAACGCAUGCUUGAAAUCACGGUCUGGGACCAGCCCAGAGUGCAGGAGGAGGAGAGUGAAUUCCUUGGCGAGAUCCUGAUAGAGCUGGAGACGGCCUUGCUGGACGACAUUCCUCACUGGUACAAACUCCAGACACAUGACGCGUCUUCCAUACCUCUGCCCCAGCCGUCUCCGUACCUCCCACGCCGACAUGUCCAUGCAGACAGCCCCAGCAAGAAGCUACAGAAUGCAGAGCGUACCUCCAGAGAGAGAGAGCGGGGCAGCACGUUGGCUGUGCCUGAGCAGCAGCGGGCUGUCCAGCACCGCUCUCGCUCGGUUUCUCCUCACAGGGAGGACUCGUGCAGGGCCCGGUCGCGGCCGGCACACGUGCCCAUGCAAAGGAGUCUGGAUGAGAUCCAUCAGAACCGCCACCACUCCCACUCCCCCUCCCGCUACCACGACUCCCACUUGGAGCACCAACGUUCCGGUGACUCGGACUACGAGUACUCUGAGGACAGUGAGGUCCUGGAGAUGCACAGGUCAAUCCGGGGCGGGAGUGCCGAGUGCCUGCACACUAACAGGGGCGUAGGUAGACACAGCAACACACUCCCACCCAAAAUGCCCCUGUUAGUAAACGGUAUCCAUAAAGAUAUUUACAGCUCCACCCUCCCCGCAUGCCUAAAGAGCAAGGCACCCCACAGACAAGAGGGGGUUAGCACCAUGCCUCGUAGCAUCCUCACACACCGUGUGCUCAGGUUCACUGAUGAGGUCACGGUUAGCGACCUGCAGCCGUCGCUGGACAGAGUGAGGAGUGUCAGCACCACUUGUCUGAGACCAGACAACAACUUUCACUCCCCUGACAGAGACAGGUGCUCCAACUUUUCGCCCCACAAGACUCCCCCAAGUCCCCGGAUCUUAGUAGAACAUGUAGCCUCUGAGGAGGAGAGGCAGGGUAGCAAUUCAUCAAGUCCGAACUGUCAAAGGGGCUGCAAAAAGAGCCUCGAGGGGGACAGUCGUAUCCAGCCCACCUCUAUCCUGAGGGGCAGUAGGGGGAGAGGGGGCCCGCUGAGGCCCUUUGGCCAGACAGCCCUGGCUGGGUCCUGUCCAAACUCGCCACGGCUAGACAGAGCACAUCCUCACGGCAGCCCCUCUUCUCCAACGGGGACUCCCUCAUCAGGUCGCAGGGGCAGGCAGCUGCCGCAGCUCCCUGCAAAGAGCAGCAGCGUAGAGCAAGCCCUCGCUGUAGAGGAGCGAGCCCGACAGCUGCAGAUGAAAGUACAUUCCUACCGGCCUUCAGCCUCCCACGACCCUGAGACGGACCUCAAGACCAAACGGGAGAUGUAUGCGGAACAGCGGCGGAGCAGCGACAACAUGUCGGCGAGAUCAUCGGACAGUGAUAUGAGCGAUGUGUCAGCCAUUUCCCGUGCCAGCAGUGCCUCCCGCCUCAGUAGCACCAGCUACAUGUCCAUCCAAUCAGAACGGCCUGGGGGACGACUCAGAUCCAAGUCAUUAGAGGAAGAGGAGAAGAAGGACAGGAGGAUCUCGUGGGGGGUGGAUGGGGAGGAGGAGAGGAGGAGGGCGACAGGAAAGCGACGUUUCUCUGCGGAGUUGAAGCGCAGGAGACACACUGUUACAGGAGACAACAGGGAGUCCAGCCGGCAGAUGCGGUCGUCGAUGGGCCGCAACAUGCUGAAGAGCUCCAGCGUGAGCGGGGAGAUCUACACCCAGGAACGCACUGACGGCAGCCAAUCAGACACGGCGCUGGGCACUGUGGGUGGCGGCAGCAAGAAGAGACGCUCCAGCCUCAGUGCACGGGUGGUGGCCAUAGUUGGAAACCGUCGCAGUCGCAGCACUUCACAGAUCAAUGGCCCCGAGGGGAAGAGUAAGAAAGAGAAGGGAGCACCUAUCCAGAGGAGCACCGAGACUGGAAUGGCCGUGGAGCUGACCAGGAACAUGAGUCGACAGCCCAGCAGAGAGUCCAACAAUGGCAGCAUGAACAGCUGCAACUCGGAGGGAAAUCUCAUCUUCUCUGGAGUGAAUCUGGGUGCCAGCAGCCAGUUCAGUGACUUCCUGGAUGGUCUGGGUCCAGCUCAGUUAGUGGGCAGGCAAACACUGGCUACUCCUGCAAUAGGUGAUAUCCAGAUUGGUAUGAUGGAGAAGAAGAGCCAGUUGGAGGUGGAAGUCAUCAGAGCUCGAGGACUCGUACAAAAGCCAGGAUCCAAAUCUCUCCCUGCUCCAUAUGUCAAGGUCUACCUGCUGAAUAACGGAGCGUACGUAGCCAAAAAGAAAACCAAGAUUGCACGGAAAACACUUGACCCACUGUACCAGCAAGCACUGCUAUUUGAGGAAAGCCCACAGGGUAAAGUCUUACAGGUGAUUGUAUGGGGAGAUUACGGCCGCAUGGACCAUAAAAGCUUCAUGGGAGUUGCACAAAUUCUAUUGGAGGAACUGGACUUAUCAAGCACAGUCAUUGGUUGGUACAAGUUAUUCCCACCAUCCUCCUUGGUGGACCCGACACUUGCCUCCCUGACACGCCGAACUUCCCAGUCGUCACUUGACUCCUCUGGACCUGCAGGAGUCAGAUCCUAGUGGACCAACAGCUACAACGCUCGGCGAGUAACAAACUCAAGAAACUAACAGUAGAGAGACAAAUAGACAGAGGGGAAAAAAACUAAAAGCGGAAAUGUAGAACAACAAUCAGAAACAGUCACAACGAGAAAGCUUUGUUGAGAUCUGACAAUCACUCCUGUCGCGGUUAAUUUAGUCUGUUGUAGGGAGCGCCACGUUUCAGUGUUUCAUAUCCAUUCAAUGAAAAAUCGUAUUGUUUCUUCUCUGUGUAUGCUGAAGAGGCAGGGCUGUCCACAGACAAGCUGUAGCUCUUGAGACAGGAGACGAAACAGUGUCAGAGAAUCAAAAGUGAUGCAGGGUGGUUUUUAACUGAAUCAACAAUAGCAAAGAAAUGUAUGUAAGCGUCGGAAUGUAUGGACUCGAGACAGAGGUGAUCACCCUCAACACCUGCAGCUGGCACAGUCCUCUCUGCAGUGGCCUCCUCUGAAACCCCAACAGACUGCCGGCACUCCUGCCCCCAGGCAGGGUGCUCCCACCUGGGUAUAAAGUCUGGAAACACAGGGCCUUCUUCUGGUGCCUAUGACCUUGGAGCCACAUCACUGGCCCCGCUCUCCGUCAAAGGACCCUCCCUUUUCAAUAUGUUUACCAUGGCUGCUCCGAGGCCACACUGUUUGAGUGUGUUUGCUUUGUCGUUUAUUUCUUUCCCUUUGUUACUACUGGCACAAAAUGUUUUUAGAGUACAUUAAAUGCUCAUGAUAAUGUUGUCAGUCUGGUGUGUGCAUGGUGAGAAAAAACUAAAUAGAAGGGAUAAAAAACGGAUAUAAAAACUAUUAAAUGUCUGCAAGUGUUAUUCAAGGUGGGUGCUAAUGAUAUUGCCACAUCCUAGAUUUUUAUACUUGACAGCGGGCAGGGUUGUUUUCCUCGUUGCACCUCUGGCAGAAGUCCAGGCCAUUCGUCUUUGUAUAGAUGUAUAUUAGGCCUCUCAAGAGGUUGACCAAUAAAUAAGAUAUAUGUCACAUUGAAAUCACAAGGAUACAACAUCACUGUAAAAAAAAAUUAAAAUAUAAAUCUUUGUUCACCUGUGCAAUGGCAAGAGAGGAGCGUUUCAUUUUUCACAUUUUUCGGGAAGUGCAGUCCUACACCCCAGCACGUUUGAGGUUUUUAUCCAACCCUUAGUUUACAUUAUUUUGACAUUUUAACACAAGCACAAGAGCUUGAUAUUUUUACGACAAAAAGUCUAACUUUUUGAAAAAAAAAACACAUGACGUUGAAAAAAAGGAAAAAAAGAAAUUACUACCGUCACUCAUUCGGUUCAUUUCUUUGUCUAGAUAUUAGAAAACACAAAAACAAACAGAGGAGAAGAAUCACCCACAGUUUCCCUUGUUUGUCUCUGUGAAUGUCAAAGUAACCAAUCAGACAGAUCUGUCCGGACGUCAACACUAAUGCCCAUCCUCCGUUUGGCCUGCAGACUCCUCCCAUCGAGGAAGAGGCGGGGCCAGCAUGACUUAGGAACCUGUUCCGAGCUGCAUGCACAUUUUUGUAAAACAGAACAGAUACAAAAAAAGACACUGACCAAGAUACGUGUGUUAGUUCCACAUACUCUAGGGCCGCUUGUAUGUUGCAUGCAGUUGUACAGUUUGCUCGUACUUGAAUAUUAAAGAAAUAAAACCAAGAAACAGAAGCCAUUCCCAUUACGCAAAGACAUCUGAUCUCAACUGCAGUCUGCUCCAUGUCCCUCAGUCCGGUGCUGAAUGUCUCUCAAACUAAAUCCCAAGAUUGUGUUGAUGUCUUUCCUCGAACCUUUGGAAGAUGUACUGUACUGUAUGGUAGUACUGAGCAGACCUCACAGCCCCUCAGCUGUUAUUCCACAUCAUAGUAUACCUCCAAGGGGCUGAGAUGAUGUAUGAAUAAAUAUGUACAAAUCAGAUCCACUUAUAUGGAAAUAUGAAUUAUGUUUCAACAUAAUGAUUUCAGAUAUGCUAACACAUGAACUGUUCAAUUAUAGAAAGAGUUAAUGCAGAUGCACAGAGAGUCACACACUGUAAAUACUCAACAGCCAUGCACUGGGUUUUCAUUGGGCUGAGUGAUUACUGCACAGGGGCCAAGUCAUGUAAUGAGGAGCGAUUAAUACGUCAAUAGGGACCAUGCAGUGGGACAACACAGAGCGAUGGACAUGGGUCACAUGAGGCUGAGCUCAAGCACACAGACGCCAAACCUCCAGGUGUACCACUGCUCUCAAAGUCGACGCGUGAACACUUCUUUGUGCUUCAAACCCAGUGUUUGAACUCCGACCAUUGUCCAGUCCCACUUCAGAAGAGUUGACCUUUCUUUUCAUCGUCCGGUGAAGAUGAUUUCCCCUACUUUUUAUUUUUUUCUUAAUUUUUCUUUGUCAGUAUUAACAGGAAAAAAAAUUGCUGAUUGUUUACAACUUCUGUGUUCCACUGAAACAAAAAGAAAAUUUGAAAAAAGUAAAGCAUUCACUGCAACAUUUCUUGUUUGUAUAACAGAUGUGGCUCAAAUUAUGUGUAUGUUUUAUAUUUAAAAAAAAGUUCAUUUUUAUUAUUUACAAAUAAAAAGAAUGUGUGGAAGAAAA
Messenger RNA from Platichthys flesus (European flounder), 7941 nucleotides. RefSeq names its product regulating synaptic membrane exocytosis 1b (gene rims1b). Lineage: Eukaryota; Metazoa; Chordata; Actinopteri; Pleuronectiformes; Pleuronectidae. The transcript is spliced from 32 exons. Gene Ontology annotation, cellular component: presynaptic membrane; cytoskeleton of presynaptic active zone. The record is from RefSeq and is a predicted model, not a curated record. Gene Ontology annotation, biological process: calcium ion-regulated exocytosis of neurotransmitter; intracellular protein transport; regulation of membrane potential. Bases 474 to 5369 code for a protein of 1631 amino acids. Gene Ontology annotation, molecular function: transmembrane transporter binding; small GTPase binding.